AUGAAUCUUAAAUGGGCGGUAGCGGGUCGCUCGGAGGCAAAGCUCAAGCAGCUUGUGUCUGAAUGCCAGACUCUCAAGCCUGACCGUACCCUUCCUGAGAUCGAAGUAUGCAACGUCAACGACGAAGAGCUAGCAACAUUGGCACGAAAGACUUUUUGCUUAAUCACCACUCUUGGCCCAUAUUCCCGCUAUGGCGAACACGCAUUCAAGGCGUGUGCCGAAGCUGGCACGCAUUACAUAGAUUGCACUGGUGAGGUCCCAUUCACAAUGACCAUGAUCCAGAAGUAUGAGAAUGCGGCAAAAGCAUCUGGUGCAUGGAUGUUUCCUCAGAGCGGCCUUGAGUCUGCGCCAUCUGACCUUCUCACUUUGACAUUGGCGACCAUCAUACGAUCCGAAUUAGCUUCCCCGACAAGUGAUGUUGUAGUAGACUUACACCGACUUGACUCCACGCCGUCUGGUGGCACAUUUGCAUCAUUUCUGACCAUGUUCGAGACGUUUCCUGCAAGAGUCCUACUGGAGGCGUUGAAGCCGUAUACCUUAUCACCAAAGCCAAAUAACCACCCUGGCCCAAAGAAAUCGUUCCUGGGAUCUGUCACAGGUGUGCAUCGGAUCCCUGGCCUCGGACUACUGUCAACAAGCCCUACUGGCGCCAUGAACGCGGCUCUUGUUUGCCGAAGCUGGGGUCUGAUGCAGCAAGAAGACGGUCUCCCGAAGGACUUAUAUGGCCCGAACUUCACAUAUCAGGAGUUCAUGAAAGCCCCAAAUGCUCUAGUAGGCCUAAUGCUGCAUUACACGCUGAUGACAACAGCUCCACUCCUACUGCUUCCACCGGCUAGGGCACUGAUACGGAAGCUCACCUUCAAACCAGGAGAUGGCCCCGACAAGGAAAAAUCCAAGAAAGACAUCAUUGAGUUCCGAGCAGUUGCCAAGCCUGAUGCUUCAACGGACACUAACAAACAGGCUUUUGGUCGCCUUGCAUACACAGGGAGCAUGUACUACCUAACUGCUCUGAUUCUUGCUCAGGGAGCCGCGACAAUCUUGCAGGAUGAUUCGGUCAAGUUGACAGGAGGUAUCUACACUCCAGCAUGCCUCGGACAGGGGUUCAUAGAUCGUAUUGUAGGUGCGGGUGUAAACCUGGAGACGGAGAUUCGAGAAAUCUGA
Molecule: messenger RNA, 1161 nt
Organism: Phaeoacremonium minimum UCRPA7
Lineage: Eukaryota; Fungi; Ascomycota; Sordariomycetes; Togniniales; Togniniaceae
Product: putative saccharopine dehydrogenase protein
Exons: 4
Coding region: 1-1161 (386 amino acids)
Biological process (GO): glycolipid biosynthetic process
Cellular component (GO): mitochondrion; lipid droplet; plasma membrane
Source: RefSeq, a predicted model, not a curated record